AUGUCUCAGGAAACAGUCCGACCAGCGUUUGAGGGCCGUGAGCGCCCAAUAUUAGCCCACGGCGUCUCUUUUCCUACAGCUGUAGCUCGCCACACCGAGGACAUUUUCAAUGCCUCUCGCGUGUAUGUAAUCUGCUCUAGGACCUUGGCACGUACCACCGACACAUUGGGACGAUUAACUGCUACUCUUGGCCCGGACAAGGUAGUUGGUCGUCGAAUUGGCAUGAAGAGCCAUACACUAUGGUCCGAGGUGCUAGAGAUUACUGCAGAGGCUAGAGCCGCCCAGGCAGAUCUCAUCUUGACGAUUGGAGCGGGCAGUUUGACCGAUGGUGCGAAGAUCAUUGCACUAGCCCUCGCAAAUGAAAUCCGCACUCCAGAAGAACUGGGAACUCUCGCAGAAGGUCCAAACAAGCGAAAGAAUAUCAAGGCACCAACCGUGCCUAUCAUUUCAGUGCCAACAUCCCUUUCUGCCGGCGAGUACUCUAACUUCGCAGGUGGCACGGAGGACAGCUCAAAGCGUAAAUACAGCUUCCAGACACCAAUUUGUGGACCCGAGCUGGUAAUCCUCGACCCAGAACUGGCCCAAACCACUCCGGAUUCCAUUUGGCUCAGUACAGGCGUGCGGGCUGUUGACCACUGCAUAGAGACGUUGUGCGCUGUGGUGGGUACAACGACGUCAUCGGACGAGCUGGCCCAGCGGGCAUUGAGCUUGUUAGUUCCUGGCUUACUGCGCUGCAAAAAGGAUCAUGCAGAUCGUGAGGCGUACUUACAAUGUCAGCUUGGGUCAGUUGAAGCUAUGGCAGCUUGUACGAGCGGGUCGAUUGAGUUGGGUGCUAGUCAUGGCAUUGGCCAUCAGCUUGGCCCACUUGGCGUCGGUCAUGGCGAGACUAGCUGUAUUCUUCUGCCGGCCGUGUGCAAAUACAAUGCCAAGUACAAUGCGAACCGGGAUCAACAGGACAAAGUGCGCCAGUUCUUGAUUAAAGAUCCUGUCGUGUCGCAGGUGCUACGCGCACGGUCAGUUGAUGUCAAUGCAUCUGAUCUAGGUGACAUUUUGGAUGCUAUCAUUCGUGAGCUAGGAAUGCCUCGGACCCUAGGUGAUGUCCGAGUUGGUCGUGACCAAUUGGACGGGUUGGCAGCAAACAGUCUGCACGACCGGUGGUGCAAGACAAACCCGGUGCCUUUGAAGGAGAAGUCUCAGGUAUUGGAGAUUUUGGAGAUGGUUGUUUAG
This is a messenger RNA of Penicillium canescens, 1227 nucleotides long. Its product is annotated as iron-containing alcohol dehydrogenase. Gene Ontology annotation, molecular function: alcohol dehydrogenase (NAD+) activity; metal ion binding. The coding region runs from base 1 to 1227 and encodes 408 amino acids. The record is from RefSeq and is a predicted model, not a curated record. The transcript is spliced from 3 exons. NCBI's taxonomy places the organism in Eukaryota, Fungi, Ascomycota, Eurotiomycetes, Eurotiales, Aspergillaceae. Gene Ontology annotation, cellular component: mitochondrion.